AUGUCCACGAAUGCCUCCCUCAUGCACACCAAACGAAGCUCAACGAGGUCAAUAUCCUCGAUUUUGAAUAAGUCUGUGACAAGAUACUUGGCACAGAGUCGCCAACUCUCAAAAUGCAGUUCGACGAGCAAAUCGUCCCCUCCCGCUGCAAAUGUUGUACCAACAGAAAUCCUACUUGAGAUAUUCUCUAUGCUGACACCGCGGGACUUUGACAAUGCUCGGCGGACAUGCUCACAGUGGAUGCGGGUUAGCCUGAACCAAAAGUUACUUGAGAACAUGCUGAAAAGAGCAGGGUGGUGGGAUGCAUGGCUGCAAGACCGCGAAGCGCAACGCAUCUCUCGAUUAGAUGAGAGCGAGGUUUGGAGAAUGAGCCGCCGCUUUGCGACAGAAUGUCUUCUUUCGGGGCGAAAGUUGAAUGUCGAGAAGCAGGGCUUUGUGGCUACUGCCGUGGUAGACUUUUCAAGUCUGUCUGAUUCUGCACGAAGGGCAUCCCGCCGCACUCGACUUCAGCCUGUUAUGCAGAUGACCGAAGGCAAAGGGUCCGGGGUAUCAACUUUCAGCAUUAGCAGUUGCAGCAACUAUCUACUCGUGACGACAGGCUGCAUGAUCUACAUCUAUUCUCUUUUGGGUCGAAAGUCUAGGUCAACAUCUACAACAGACUUCAACGGUGCUCACUUGGCGCUAGUCUCGCGCAUCUCGUGUCCGUUCGAUGUCAUUUCAGCCGCCAUAGACACCAGCAAGCCCCAAUUCACCAUCGCUGCAUUACUUUGCAAUCGUGUUGGCAUGAUCUGUAACUUGGAUAUGGCUUGGGCUAAAGCCCCGACUACCAAGGGGUCUCAUUCCAAUAGCAAAAUGGCCACCUCAUCCCGCCACUUCUUCUACAACAUCUGCACAGUGGAAAACCCACCCCGAACAGUUGCUCUCUUUCCAGGUCGGCCGAUCGUCGCCUUCGGCUGCGCCGCGGGCAUCGAGAUUCAUAGCGUGAAUGAAAAAACACGCAAUGAACAACGCAAGCACUUCACCCUCCCUCAACCCUCCGAAAUCCUUCAUUUCCUCCCAAGUAGUCCUGAAACACCCAGCGAACUACGUCUCAUUUCUUCUCUAUCGGGUCCAGGAUUUCACGAAUGCAAAUGUCCUCCUUCGCCCUCCCCUUCAUCUUCAUCCUCUUCAAUAUCAUCACCAAAACUCGACUCAAAAAACAACCAAUUCCAUUUCCUGGCAGAUAUCCAGUCCUUCAACCGCCGUCGCAUUCCCCACGCCCCAUCCCGCAGCUUCGUCCGUGCAACACACUGCCACCACUAUCGUGCCGUCCCCAUCAACGACGGUUUCCAGAUCAUGUUCAUCGAACCACGCACGAACCUACUAUGCAUCGGCACCGACGCGCCAAUCGGCGGGCCAACAAGCCUGACCCGCGCAUUCGUCUGCAUUCCGCCGCCUUUCUCAAACGCCCAAGACGGACAGAUCAAGACACCACCCCCAUCUCCAUCCCCCUCAAACACAACUCCGCCUCCAGCAGACCUUCCAGUGCCAACAACCUUCACCGCGGGCUCCGAUCUCCGCUGGGGUCUCCGUGUUGUCGCAGCCUAUGGUGACCGCCUCGUGCUAUACUCUAUUCCCUUGGACGUAUUCAACGUGAUCCGCAAAGAACGCGAACGUCAAGGCGACGGGAUAAUGGGCGCUAGCGAUCUCGCGCUUGACUGGUACGUUGAUUCGGAGCGAUCCCGCAAGCGGCGCGAGAGUCUGGUGCAGAACCAGAAUGGGGAUUGGGAGUUCCUUUUGUCUGUCUCAUAUCGGCCUACUGCUAUGAUGUGGCCGUUUAAGAUUUAUGGCAAGGAGAUUGGAUCUGUUAAAGGGACUGUAGAGCUUGCUUUGCAGUCCUCCGAGGGUGGAGUCAGGGUUUGGGCUUUUGGGGAGGAUGGUAAAGGCACAGUUUUGGAUGUUGAUACUGGUGAUACGUCCACUCGGUCUCUUGGUGUUGGUUCUGAUGGGGGGUUGGAGGACCUUGGUAUGGUUCGGAGUGCUGGUUUGAGUCGGCUGCAAGGUUCGAGGAAACGGAAGUUUGAGGAGGUGAAGACUGGGUUUGCUGGCCGAUAUGGCGCUGGUCGCCAUUCGGCUGAUGGAGUGGAUGUCAAGCCUUGUGCUGCUGGUGUUCAUGGUAUACAUCAGGAUCCGUCUAUUCGACGGUCAUCUUUUGCAGCUUGCAUUAUAGACUUUAAGAUUCCCUUGUAUUAA
Molecule: messenger RNA, 2232 nt
Organism: Penicillium expansum
Lineage: Eukaryota; Fungi; Ascomycota; Eurotiomycetes; Eurotiales; Aspergillaceae
Product: F-box protein
Exons: 1
Coding region: 1-2232 (743 amino acids)
Molecular function (GO): protein binding
Source: RefSeq, a predicted model, not a curated record